This is a messenger RNA of Plasmodium gaboni, 1226 nucleotides long. RefSeq lists its product as hypothetical. NCBI's taxonomy places the organism in Eukaryota, Apicomplexa, Aconoidasida, Haemosporida, Plasmodiidae. The transcript has a single exon. The record is from RefSeq and is a predicted model, not a curated record. The annotation marks the transcript as partial.
UCUUAAUAGUGACAAUGAAGAAAAUAUACAUUAUAUAAAUUUUAAAGGAGCACAUAGAAACAAUCAUCAUAUUAUUAAUAAUAAUAAUAAUAAUAAUAAUAAUAGUGAUUAUCAUAAUAAUAAUAAUAGUGAUUAUCAUAAUAAAGAUGUAGAAUCAACACAAAGUAGUAGUAUUAGCAAUAUGUCUGAUAAUUAUGAUUGUAAUUAUUGUUCAUCAACAAUUAUUGAUUAUAAUGAUGAGAUGAAUAAUUCUCUUUUAAAUUAUUCUUCAUUUAGUUAUAAAAGAAAUAAUAAAUUUUAUAAAGAUAAUUAUAAAAAUAAUAUAUCUAUUAAUAAUAUACCUAUAAAUGUUGAAGUUAUUAAAUGUUUAUAUAAAUCUAUUUUAAAUAAUUGUCUUCAUUAUAUUGUAAGAAUUAGAUGUAUUUAUUCUUUAUGUUUUAUUCAUAAUAAAUAUAUAUAUACUCAAAAAAUUAUUCAAAAUUUAUUUCUAGAAUAUAUUAAUACAUAUUAUGAUAAUAAUCUUAACCAAAAAAAAUUCUUACAUGCAUUUUAUAUUGCCUUAUCACUUUUAAGAAAUAAAAAAAACACAACUCCAAAAAUUAUCAUCUUUCUCUUAUUAAAAAAAUGUAAAAACUUUGUUCUUUCUUUAAAUAUAAAUGAUAUAUAUUAUUUUAAUCACAAUCUCAAAAAUUCGUAUUCAAUAAUUCAAGCCCCCCAAAAAAAAAUUUCUAUUAACAAAUGUGACGACAUUCAACUGUUUAAUGGAAUAUGCAACAUGCAUGCGCAGGAUCUACAUCUUGAUUCAAGUGCACCUCUCAAUUGCAUAAAAAUAAUAAAUAAAAAAGAAGAUAAUAAAGAUGACGAAGAAAAGGAACCAUUUGAUAAUAGUAAAAAAUAUUUUCAUGAUAAAUCAUAUUAUAAUAAUGAUAAUAAUAAAAAUAAUACAAUAGAUGAGCAAUAUGAACCUACAUGUGAUAUCAAAACUAAUGAUGAUAUAAUAAAAAAUAUAAUAAGAAUAACAGGAGGAAAGGGUUUAAACAAACAAACAAAAAAUGAAGAUAAUAAUAAUAAUAAUAAUAAUUAUUAUUAUUAUAAGGACAACUCCACAUAUAAUCAUAAUAUUUAUUUUCAUAAUUCCAACAAUGUAUUAAAUAAAGAAAAACAAAAUGAUGUGCUUAAUGAUAAUAUAGAAUAUUUAUAUGACAAAAAAGAAAUUAUAAAAAAAG